CGCUCUUCCUUUUCUUUUUUGAAGAUUACACGAAUAGGUUUCUUCUUUCAUACUUUUGUAGGUUUGAUUGUAUGUUUUGAACGAAAAUCAUAUGCGUCCUUGUUUAACUAGGCGGGCUGCAGUGAAUCCUGAAACCCCCUCGUUUCUGGAUACUGAUCCUGCUUUUGUAACAUCUCGUCCUGAAAUAGAAGUUUUUGGAACUCGGUAUUAUCGCCAUAUCCGACAUCCUUCCCCAGAUGGACUUGAUAGGAUGAUGAUGCUCCAGAAUAGUUUUAUCAUGGGAGGAAGAUUGGAUCGAUUUAGCAACUGGAGACUUGAUAUUGAUCACAUGACAUAUGAGCAACUGCUCGAGUUAGGUGAUAGAAUUGGUUAUGUGAAUACUGGAUUAAAAGAAGAUGAGAUCAGCAGCUGUGUCAAGAAAAUUAAUCCCACAAUCAUCAAAGAACUGCCAUCACAUUUACCCAUGACAUUGGAAAAGAAGUGCAGCAUUUGUCAGGAUGAAUUCGAAGAAGCUGAUGAGUUGGGUAAACUAGAUUGUGGACAUGGCUUUCACGUACAAUGUAUAAAGAAAUGGCUUGCACAGAAAAAUACAUGCCCGGUCUGUAAAACUGAACCGGUGGCUCGAGCCUAGUUCUUCAAACUGCUGCUAUUUACCUGUUGGUGUGUAUAGAUUUCAUUUCCUAUACGUAUUCAAGCAUCCAUUCUUUAGCCUGAAGCUUCAACUCCAGUAUGCCUAGAAAUCAGAGGCUUUUUCUUCUGUUCUUUUCUUUUCUUUUUUAGUGAUCCAGCAAUCUCAUGCUGAUUGAAAUUAUUGCGUUGCUGAAAUUUGAUGGAAAUCAUUGCAGUUUGAUAGAUGUUUGAAAUGGAAUGUGCUCAAUUCCAUAACACUUCUAGGGUUAUUUCUGAAUGAUGCUUUUUUAACUUGUAAUUGUAGCUUUAUUUAGUAGUUGAGGUUAUAAGCUUUUAAUCU
Populus euphratica (Euphrates poplar) is the source of this 970-nucleotide messenger RNA. RefSeq names its product probable E3 ubiquitin-protein ligase HIP1. Gene Ontology annotation, molecular function: ubiquitin protein ligase activity. Lineage: Eukaryota; Viridiplantae; Streptophyta; Magnoliopsida; Malpighiales; Salicaceae. The coding region runs from base 92 to 631 and encodes 179 amino acids. The transcript is spliced from 5 exons. The record is from RefSeq and is a predicted model, not a curated record.